Messenger RNA from Daldinia caldariorum, 5760 nucleotides. RefSeq lists its product as uncharacterized. Gene Ontology annotation, biological process: double-strand break repair via homologous recombination; error-prone translesion synthesis. The transcript is spliced from 2 exons. Lineage: Eukaryota; Fungi; Ascomycota; Sordariomycetes; Xylariales; Hypoxylaceae. Gene Ontology annotation, molecular function: DNA-directed DNA polymerase activity; DNA binding; nucleotide binding. Gene Ontology annotation, cellular component: nucleus; zeta DNA polymerase complex. The record is from RefSeq and is a predicted model, not a curated record. Bases 202 to 5337 code for a protein of 1711 amino acids.
GCCUCUCGACGGGGCUCACCCUUCGCGCUAUUGAAUAUUAGAACAAAACACAAAAAAACACAGAAAUCGAUAUCUAGCGACAUUUCCUAUACCUAUAUUAAUCAAUUGAGCUUGGACUAAAUUCUUAUGAGGUGCCUUGUUUUUUUUUCCUCCAUGCAUCUUUAAACUGCACCGACGCUAUGACGUACAGUGCAGAUCGUCAUGGACGUCUUCCGCGUGCGGCUGAACUGCAUAGACCAUUAUCAAGCUAUCCCUACGAUAUAUGAUCCUCAGCUUCGCAAUGAUGUUCACCCGUCUCAAUUGAAUAAGGAGCCCAGGGUUCCCGUCAUUAGGGUGUUUGGUUCGACCGAAACAGGCCAGAAAGUAUGCGCUCACAUUCACGGCGCAUUCCCAUACUUGUACAUCGAGUAUAAUGGGAGUUUACUUCCCGAUGACGUGGGUGCUUACAUAUAUCGCCUCCAUCUCUCCAUUGACCACGCCUUAGCUGUGAGCUACCGUCGUAAUGCUCAUGAUAAGAAGAGUAAAUAUGUCGCUAGAAUCACCCUCGUCAAGGGAAUCCCGUUUUACGGCUUUCACGUUGGAUAUAGAUUCUAUCUUAAAGUCUAUAUGCUUAACCCCCAGGUCAUGACCCGACUUAUCGAAUUACUCCAACAGGGGGUCAUUAUGAAGCGGAAGUUUCAACCUUUCGAAGCACACUUGCAAUAUUUACUGCAAUUUAUGACCGAUUAUAACCUUUACGGAUGCGGGUAUAUAGAAUCUCAAAAGGUUUCUUUCAGGGCUCCAGUGCCCGCCUACGAAGAACAUCUGGAACUUUCUCAUCUAUGGCAUAGCCAAUCGGUCUCAAAGUCUUUAAUCACUGAUGAUCCGGAUCUUCCCCGUGCUAGCCAUUGCUCCAUAGAAGUCGAUAUAUGUGUUCAGGACAUCCUUAAUCGGCACGAGAUUAAAGAGAGGCAACUUCAUCAUGAUUUUGUCGAGAGGAAGUACCCUCUAUCUUCCGAUUUGAAACUUGUUCACAGCAUGGCGGGACUAUGGAAAGAUGAGACGAAGCGUCGCAAAAGAAGAAUGCUCGGUCGAACACCAGGAACCAGCAGCCCAUUUCCUCCAGAAGCUUUGGUUUCCAUGUCUGCAGACCCACGUAACUCACAACCCUCCGGAUGGGUCCACGAGGAGGAAUAUAGAGACCAGAUCCAGGGAUUAAUACAGCAAGAAUACGAGCAAAGCGACGGUGGAAAGAUCGAUUUCGAUACAUUCGUCAAAGACAUACCCUUAGGAUCAACUGUCAAAACUCUACUGCAGUCUGUUGAGGACCUCUACCCUGAUAACCUCGGGUCUGUGCUAGGCAUAGUAAGUCAACGGUUCGAAGACGAUGAUAAUCCUACUAGCAGUAUUAUUGUAGACGACAAGCGUAUUCUUGAUAUUACAUUGUACGAAGAUGGUACCUUUUCAGAUGAUUCGGACGAGGAAAUGACGGGCGGACUUGACCCGUUGAGGAAUAAAGAUCUCAAUGUCAGGAAAUUAAAGCCAACAAAAGCAGGCAAGGCACUACGUGAAGACUCGGGCAAAAUUAAGUCACUUAACUCCCUUAAUCAGAUAACCUCGGGUGCCGACGCAGAAAAGGAGAAUCGCCCCGAGUUGCUAAUCAAUGGGAUUUACGCGAGCUGUUUGCGUACCGGGAGCCGGCAACGCCUGCCUAUCCCAGAAGUUUUGCUAGAUAUUGCAAAGGAGCAAGGAAUGGUGAGCAAAGCUCCUCAAGAUAUGCAGCAUAUACUACCUAAAAGAGCCGCAAAGCGUCCGCACUCACCUUUCCGGCAAGGAAAAGAAGCAAAGCACCGUCGUGUAGAGUUUAUUUCGACUCCGGAUCUGGAUAAGACAAGCAUUACAGAGAAACCGAUAACGAACCUAAGAGUGCCAACCGGAUCAGACGCGCGGGUAUCAUCUACACAAGUUACUCAAUCGAACUUAAAGAAAAAUCCCAAAGGAUCCGGAAAUCACGUACUCAAUUUUCCAGUUGUGAAGAACCCCAACGACCCAAGCACUAAGCUACGACUAAGCCAGCAAACAAACUCCCAGAAGAGUGAAAAUGGCGAAUUUGAGAAACACGUCAGAUUUAGCCCAUGGUCCCCGACAGACGAUACUUCUAGAAGCUCAAAUUUACACACAGACAAAACAGAGUCUGAUAGUUCUACACCGAAACGUACCAGAGGAAAGGAUCCUAGAAAAAUGAUUGAUAUUGGAUGUACCCCUCGGCCUCGAGCUCAAUUCUUCAUUUUUGGCCAAUCUCCACCCUCGACAGCAGAGGUCCUGUCUACCAUGGAAUCUUUAGACCGUCCUAACGUCAUAUACCAAGAUGCCUUCUAUAGCAACGAGAAAGACGUGCCACAGAGAAUUCGUGAGUAUGCUGGUCAGGAAUUUCGUCUUGAAGGUAACACUCUACCCUAUCUUCCGGAUUUUGACCCCACAGGGGAAUCUCCGGCCAAUUUUGGACUCAAACCCGACGUGCUCCGUGAUUUCGAAGGAGAUGAGAAGGUUUAUCAGAAGUUACGCGAGGAAUGUUCACUAAAGAGCUGGGAAAUUGCAGAGCCACCGCCUAGUUUUGAGGAAGUACAGACUUGGUGGUCGAAAACGCAAGAGACAGCAAGAAAUUCUCAGGAGCCUGUCAUAAAGCUUCGUGAUCCUGAGCUCAAACCAUGUCUAUCACAAAUUGGCGGGCCCACCCCUAAGAAUAAACAUAACUUUAAGUAUUCCCAGAAGAGGAAGUCUACAAGUGUCCAGCACGAAGCACAGUACAUGAGUACGAUGAGCCUGGAGAUACAUGUUAAUACGAGGGGCAAGUUUUUUCCAAAUCCGGAAGAAGAUGAGGUCCAAUGCGUUUUCUGGUGUUCUAAGUCAGAUGAGAAUUUUGCUACUGGUGAUAAUGCGUCACAAUCGAUACAAUCCGGCGUUAUUGUUCUCUCGGAAGAUGGGUCUUUGGCACGAAGAAUACAGAAGCAAAGUCCAGUCUCGACCGAAGUCAUUGAGGAACCGUCAGAACUUGACUUAAUCGUGAGGAUGGUUGAGAUUGUCAGAACGCAUGACCCGGAUAUCCUUACUGGAUAUGAGGUACACGGUAGUUCGUGGGGAUACUUGAUCGAACGAGCAAGAUUCAAAUACGACUACAAUUUAUGUGACGAAUUCUCGCGCAUGAAGAGCCAAUCUUUCGGACGGUUUGGGAAAGAAGCAGAUCGAUGGGGUUUCAACACUACUUCUACAAUUCGAGUCACAGGUAGGCAUAUGAUCAACAUAUGGCGCGCUAUGAGAUCAGAACUCAAUCUCCUUCAAUACACGAUGGAAAACGUUGUUUGGCAUCUGCUACAUCGACGAAUUCCUCAUUAUCCUUGGCAGACCUUAACAGAAUGGUACGUUGGAGGGAAACACCACGAUCUGAGCAAGCUUCUUCGGUAUUAUCUAAGUCGAACGAAGCUUGACAUAGAGAUUCUCGAAGCGAACGAGCUCAUUCCUCGUACAAGUGAACAAGCACGCCUUCUCGGCGUUGACUUCUUCUCCGUCUUCUCUCGCGGAUCCCAGUUCAAGGUAGAGUCGAUUAUGUUUAGAAUUGCGAAGCCCGAAAAUUUCGUGCUAGUUUCUCCCGACAGGAAGCAAGUGGGGAGUCAAAAUGCGCUCGAGUGUCUUCCUCUUGUCAUGGAACCUCAGAGUGCAUUCUACAGUAGCCCUUUGGUUGUUCUCGACUUCCAAAGUCUAUACCCUAGUGUCAUGAUCGCUUAUAAUUACUGCUACUCGACUUUCCUCGGCCGCAUUGUCAAUUGGCGCGGCACGAACAAGAUGGGGUUUACGGAUUAUCAGCGGCAGGAGAGACUUUUGGAAUUGCUCAAAGACUAUAUCAACAUAUCUCCCAACGGCAUGAUGUACUGCAAGCCAGAGGUCAGAAAGUCCUUACUAGCAAAAAUGUUGACGGAGAUCUUGGAAACGCGAGUAAUGGUCAAAAGCGGCAUGAAGCAGGACAAAGACGACAAAACGCUGCAGAAGCUUCUCAACAAUAGACAGCUCGCUUUAAAGUUGCUUGCAAAUGUCACGUAUGGAUAUACAUCUGCAUCAUUCUCAGGCCGCAUGCCAUGCUCCGAAAUUGCGGACAGCAUUGUACAGACGGGGCGUGAGAUUCUCGAAAGAGCCAUUGCUCUGAUACAUUCAGUAGAGAAGUGGAAAGCUGAAGUCGUAUACGGCGAUACGGAUAGUUUGUUCAUUUAUCUACCGGGCAGGACUAGGGAUGAAGCGUUCGACAUUGGCAACGAGAUCGCUAAAACAGUGACGGACAUGAAUCCCCGACCGAUCAAGCUCAAGUUUGAGAAGGUCUACCAUCCGUGCGUUCUGCUUGCAAAGAAGCGCUACGUCGGUUACAAGUACGAGAGCAAGGACCAAGUAAAGCCCGAUUUUGACGCCAAGGGUAUUGAGACGGUCAGGAGGGAUGGAACACCUGCCGAACAAAUGAUAGAGGAGAAGGCGCUUAAGAUUCUCUUUGAGACAGCCGAUCUCAGUCAAGUCAAAUCUUAUUUCCAGAAGCAAUGCGAAAAGAUCAUGCGCGGGGCUGUGUCAAUGCAGGAUUUCUGUUUCGCGAGGGAGGUUAAACUAGGAACCUAUAGCGACAAGGCACCGCCACCACCAGGCGCCUUGAUCAGCACGAGAAAAAUGCUUGAAGACGCGAGAGCAGAACCUCAGUAUGGCGAACGGGUACCUUACGUUGUCAUCUCGGGAGCUCCCGGAGCGCGCCUUAUCGACCGCUGCGUGGCCCCUGAGGAAUUAUUAACCAGCCCUCAUCUUCAACUGGACUCAGAGUACUAUAUCUCCAAAAAUCUGAUCCCGCCGCUCGAACGCAUAUUCAACCUUGUCGGGGCCAACGUGCGGCAGUGGUACGACGAGAUGCCCAAGGCACAACGAAUUCGGCGCGUGGACGCAACCUCUUACAGCGGCGGGAAGAACCCGUUCGUGAAAAAGACGCUGGAGUCGUACAUGAAAGCCGCGGCUUGUCUGGUGUGCGGCUGCAAGGUCAAGACGGAGGAAUACUCGGUGUGCGCGAGAUGCCGGCGAAACGCGCCGGCGUCGCUGCUCAAGCUGCAGGCUCAGCUUAAUCAGGAAGAAACGAAGCUGACGGAGGUGACGAAGAUAUGUCAGAGCUGCGCGGGGCUCGCGCCGCUGGAUAGCGUGCCUUGCGACACCAAGGACUGCCCCGUGUUCUACACGCGGAUGAAGCAGGUGGCGCGGUACAGGGCGGAGAAGAGCGUUAUAGAGCCGGCUGUGAAGCAGCUCCUGGAUGAUGAGGUUGGGAUGGAGGAGUUAGGUUGGUGAGGCCGAAGGGGGGUGGAAGGGAGUUAGGUACCUGUUUAUGCCAAUGGUACGCUACGCUUAUGACCUUGGGAUUCCUUGAAUUCCUUGGAUUCCUUGGAUGAUUCCGUUUCCAUGUAUACAAAUCCAUACACUUAUUGGACUACUUACCUCCUAAUGUAUUGCAUGGCUUUUUUAGAAUAGGGGAUGUGCGAUGAAUGGGGUUUAAGCUCUUUUAAAGGGGACCAUUUCAAAGCCACAGGUGAUUACCUAUCAGGCGCUAUUUGAAGUCUGCCCCGCGAACCUACGAACGCCCCACGUGGCUCUUUUGGCAAAAGCGCGUGCAGCCUGUGACGUCCCCCCAGCCAAGACAAUUGGAGGCUAUUGGACUGCCUAGCUGCCUGGGUUCCGUUUUUAACCUUCCAUCUCCCUCUAGCUAGCGCUUAU